Marchantia polymorpha subsp. ruderalis is the source of this 5136-nucleotide messenger RNA. The record is from the annotation of a GenBank genome assembly. NCBI's taxonomy places the organism in Eukaryota, Viridiplantae, Streptophyta, Marchantiopsida, Marchantiales, Marchantiaceae.
GGGACAGUCGAGUGAGAAAGAGCGAGAGAGAGGACGGAGGGAGCGAGUUGAGAACUCAUUUGCUAGAGAAGGGAAGGGACGACGAGCGCAUUUCUCUCUCUCAGAGAAAUGCGAAGGAGGAGAGGAUAAAAAUGGGAGCGAGGAACGAAAGACGUGGACGACGGGGAGUCAAGGGAACUGGAGGUGCCACAUCACUCAGCGGUCCCAAGUGGCAUGUAGCAGAGCCUGUACUUGCGAUGCCGCUGAACUUGCUUUGAGGCUGAGCUGAGUGCAGAGCAGAGCCGAGCCGAGCCAGUCCUGUGAGCGAGCAAGCCAGCGAGUGAGUGAGUGCCUGCCCCUUGAGAAGCGGGCGCUGCUGCUGUGCUGCUCCGCUUCUCUCCCGUCUCGGGCGUCGGCCCCCAGCCCAGCCCAGCCCAGCCCAGCCAGGCAAGCGAGAGGCGAGAGGCGUUCGUAGUGGUAGUAGUAGUAGUGAGCGAGGCUCGACGCCGAGGGAGCGCGACGACGUGGAGGCGUAAGUGCAAGCGUCGAAGCUUUUGGGCGCAGAAGAAGAAGCAGCAGGAGCAGCAGCAGCUGCUCUAGUUGUAGUCAGGCAGCCCUGCCCGGUACGGGGCAGUGACGACGAGCCGAGGUAAAGAAGAUUCACACCGAACGCCCGAAGAAGCAAGGACGGACAAGAGUCAGACACGUUCCGAGUGAGCGAGAGCGAGCGCUCGCUGCUGCCACUGUUCUGUACUUUCGGUGGUUUGGAUAGGAAAGGAGCAGCAGCGUCGGGGCGAGGCGAGCAGAGCAGAGCAGAGGAGAGGAGCGGGGAAGUGAAGGCAAGGGAAGGGAAGGGAAGUCGACCGAAGGGCAGGGCAGGGGAGGGGAGGGAAGGAGAUACGAGAGGCGAGGCGACGAGAGCUGUUGGUGGAACCGAGAGCGUGUCAGGCGCUCGAGGAAGGAAGCGGUGGUGCUUGAGCUGUGGCCGAGGAGGUUCUCGUAGAUUUCAGUGCGUUGACAGACCAUGCGGGCCGAGAGGCCUGCCGAGUCGAGAGGUUUCUGCUUGCUCGGGAUGAAAGCUUGGCGGUCCUUUAAGUAGUUGCGGAGGUAGAUUGCGGAACAGGGGAAUUGGGAAAAUGUCGACCACCAAGGUCACCUACUCGUCGGGGAGCUCAGCGAAAUCCAAGCACAGCGUGCGGAUAGUCCAGACCACCGCUGAUGCCAAGCUCCAGGCCGUGUUCGAGGAGUCUGGGGAAUCCGGCGACUCCUUCGAUUACACCAAGUCCAUCAAUGCGAGCAAAUCCACCGGCGAGAGCGUGCCCGCCCAGGCUGUGACGGCCUAUCUGCAGCGCAUGCAACGCGGAGGGCUCACGCAAACCUUCGGUUGCAUGCUCGCCGUCGAAGAGCUCACCUUCAGGGUGCUCGCUUACAGUGAAAAUGCCCCCGAAAUGCUUGACCUCAUGCCCCAGGCCGUUCCGUGCGUCGGGCAGCAAGACGUUUUAGGUAUCGGCACCGAUGCCCGCACCUUGUUCAACUCGGCCAGUUCCGUGGCUCUGGAAAAAGCCGCCGGAGCCCUCGAUGUCAGCAUGUUCAAUCCUAUCUCUGUCCAGUGCAAAAGCUCAGGGAAGCCUUUUUAUGCCAUCGUUCAUCGCAUUGAUGCCGGGUUGGUAAUAGACAUCGAACCUGUCCGGCCUUCGGAUCCUUCGGUCUCAGCAGCAGGAGCUUUGCAGUCCCACAAGCUCGCUGCGAAGGCAAUUGCCCGGCUACAAUCCCUUCCCGGUGGUGACAUAGGCCUGCUCUGUGAUACUGUCGUGGAGGAGGUUCGAGAGCUCACAGGUUACGACCGGGUUAUGGCAUACAAAUUCCAUGAGGAUGAACACGGAGAGGUUGUGGCGGAAAUAAGGCGGUCUGAUCUAGAACCUUAUCUUGGAUUGCACUACCCUGCCACUGACAUUCCUCAGGCGUCCCGAUUUCUGUUCAUGAAAAACAGAGUGCGUAUGAUAUGUGAUUGCUGCGCCCAGCCAGUUCAGGUCAUCCAAGACAAGGAGUUGAGGCAACCUCUCAGUCUGGCCGGUUCCACUCUGAGAGCCCCUCAUGGCUGCCAUGCUCAGUACAUGGGAAAUAUGGGAUCGAUAGCGUCUCUGGUCAUGGCAGUGAUAAUCAACGUCAACGAUGAGGAGUACAGCAGCCGGGGUUACCACCACAAGGGCAGGAAGCUAUGGGGCCUUGUAGUCUGUCACCACACAACUCCUCGAUCAGUUCCUUUUCCAUUGCGUUCAGCCUGUGAAUUCCUCAUGCAGGUAUUCGGCCUGCAGCUGAACAUGGAGGUCGAACUCGCAGCUCAAUUGAGAGAAAAACGCAUCCUCCGCACGCAGACGCUCUUGUGUGACAUGCUGCUUCGCGAUGCCCCGAUUGGAAUUGUUUCUCAGUCACCUAACAUAAUGGACCUCGUAAAAUGCGACGGAGCUGCGCUUUACUACGGGAAGCGAUACUGGGUUCUCGGCACCACUCCGACGGAAUUGCAGAUUAAGGACAUUGCUGAUUGGCUUCUCGAGUACCACAAAGACUCCACAGGCCUGAGCACCGAUAGCCUCGCAGACGCUGGCUACCCAGGCGCCGCAUCCUUAGGUGAUGCGGUUUGCGGAAUGGCUGCAGCAAGGAUCACUUCGAAGGACUUUCUCUUCUGGUUCAGGUCUCACACAGCCAAGGAGAUCAAGUGGGGAGGUGCAAAACAUGACCCAGAUGACAAGGAUGAUGGUAGGAAAAUGCACCCGCGUUCUUCAUUCAAAGCCUUUUUGGAGGUUGUGAAACGCAGAAGUUUGCCCUGGGAAGAUGUGGAGAUGGAUGCUAUCCAUUCUUUACAACUCAUACUCCGCGGCUCAUUCCAAGAUAUUGACGAUAGUGACACGAAGACGAUGAUUCAUGCCCGUCUCAAUGACCUCAAGUUACAGGGCAUGGAUGAGCUUAGUACAGUAGCCAACGAAAUGGUUAGGUUGAUAGAGACAGCGACGGCACCAAUAUUGGCUGUGGACUCCAGUGGCUUCAUCAACGGAUGGAAUGCGAAGGUAGCGGAACUUACGGGGCUUCCAGUAAGCGAAGCUAUGGGAAGGUCGUUGGUGAAGGAUCUUGCACUUGAGGAGUCCGUGGAGACCGUGGAAAGACUUCUCUACCUAGCGUUGCAAGGUGAGGAGGAGCAAAAUGUCGAGAUCAAGCUUCAAACGUAUGGCGCUCAGAAGGAUAAAGGAGCCGUUAUUUUGAUCGUGAAUGCUUGCUCGAGUAGGGAUGUAACUGAGAACGUCGUUGGGGUGUGUUUCGUGGGUCAGGAUGUGACUGGGCAAAAAGUUGUGAUGGACAAGUUUACUCGCAUUCAGGGUGACUAUAAGGCAAUUGUGCAAAAUCCGAAUCCCCUGAUUCCGCCAAUAUUUGGCUCCGAUGAGUUCGGAUACUGCUCGGAGUGGAAUCCGGCAAUGGAGAAGCUGUCAGGCUGGAAGAGGGAAGAAGUAAUCGGGAAGAUGCUCGUCGGAGAAAUUUUUGGCACCCAGAUGAUGUGCUGCAGGUUGAAAGGCCAAGAUGCCAUGACGAAGUUCAUGAUUGUCUUGAACAGUGCCAUGGAUGGGCAAGAUUCAGAGAAGUUUCCAUUUUCUUUCUUUGACCGGCAAGGAAAGUUUGUGGAAGCACUUCUCACCGCGAAUAAACGAACUGAUUCUGAAGGUGCCUUUACUGGCGUAUUUUGUUUCUUACAAAUUGCAAGCAUGGAGCUGCUCCAAGCCUUAACUGUGCAGAGAGCAACGGAGAAGGUUGCUUUCUCCAAGUUGAAGGAGCUAGCCUACAUCCGGCAGGAGAUCAAGAAUCCCCUGUACGGAAUUAUGUUCACCCGAAAUCUGAUCGAGGAUACCAACCUAACUGAGGAGCAAAAGCAGUUCAUAGAAACGAGUGCUCUUUGCGAGAGGCAGUUACGAAGGAUUUUGGAUGACAUGGACUUGGAAAGUAUCGAAGACGGGUAUCUGGAGCUCGACACUGCAGAGUUCAUCAUGGGUACGGUCAUGGAUGCAGUUAUUAGUCAAGGCAUGAUCACAUCCAGAGAAAAGGGGCUACAAUUAAUCUGGGACACCCCUAGAGAUUACAAAAACCUGUGUCUAUUUGGAGAUCAGGUUCGGUUGCAGCAGGUGUUGGCGGACUUCUUAUUGAAUGCUAUUCGAUUUACCCCCUCAUCAGAGGGCUGGGUAGGAAUCAAGGGAGUGUCUUCCAGACAUCGACAAGGUGGAGGUGUACACGUUGUUCAUUUUGAGUUCAGGGUAACACAUCCAGGAGCUGGGCUGCCGGAAGAAUUAGUUCAAGAGAUGUUUGAUCGAGGACGGGGCAUGACACAAGAAGGUUUGGGCCUUAAUAUGUGUCGGAAGUUACUCAAACUCAUGAGUGGGGAUGUGCAGUACAUUCGUGAAGCUGGUAAGUGUUAUUUCCUUGUAAACGUUGAGCUACCUAUAGCUCAAAGAGAUGAUGCUGGCAGUGUGAAAUAAGUACGAAUUUCCAGCAGUGGAUGUUGGACCAUUUUUACAGACAUGGCACGAGGUUGUGAAUUAUGCACUUUUUUGGGAUUCUGAGAGCAGCUCAUAGAAGCGGAGUGGACAUUAAUUCUCCAUUUCCCUCAUGAGCGGUUACAAAUCAAGCAGGAUGUGAGGGCUGAACGGAGCUUUCAUUACCGCGAAAGUUGCAUCAAGCUCACAUUCAGGAUCAUUUUCAUUGUCAAUACACGUUGCAGAACCCCCAAGUAGCCGGGUGACUUGAAAGGUCAGCUUUUUAGAAACUUAGAAUGCCAUUCUGAUAUUGGCCAGGCAUAAAUUAUGUUUCACUUUAUUGGUAUGGCCUUCUAAGUCUGUAUUGUACAACCAAGUUCAAGUGUCGAGUCAUGGACACGGUAGUGUAGGUUGAAACCUGGCAAGAGUUUCAUGCUAUUAAAUUAUUGCAUCGUAUGUACAUUAGCUCCUUAGCUGGGCUUUUCAAUGGCAGAAAGUUGUUCCUGCUCAUCAGGACGCUGUCAUGGUCACCCGAGCCCUCAGCGUAGCGUUUUGGAGCUUCAUAAAUUCUGGCCCAACUACUGUGCCCUGACCCGGGACCAGAGAAGUUGUUAACCAUUGAUCAGAAAAGUUGAAAUCUUGC